This is a messenger RNA of Drosophila persimilis, 537 nucleotides long. Its product is annotated as SUMO-conjugating enzyme UBC9. NCBI's taxonomy places the organism in Eukaryota, Metazoa, Arthropoda, Insecta, Diptera, Drosophilidae. The record is from RefSeq and is a predicted model, not a curated record. The coding region runs from base 1 to 537 and encodes 178 amino acids. The transcript has a single exon.
AUGUCCACUGAUGUUAUAAAUCUUUUGAUAGAGGAGCAGAAGCAGUGGCUGAGGUAUCCGAUCCCGGGAUGUUUUGCCGGCCCGUCGCAGAACGAGGACGGCACCAAAAACUGGAUGGUGUGGAACUGCGUGGUAUCAGGGAUGAAAUCUACGCCGUGGGAGCACGGGCGCUUUCCCGUUCGAUUGUAUUACAACAAUCUGUAUCCCGGCUCGCUGCCGCUUGUGCGCUUCGAGUCGAACAUAUUCCACCCGAACAUUGGUCCCACGCGUUACCUGAAGAUUCCGAGCCAAGUGCUCGAACCCACAUUCCUGGCCCCGAAGAUGGAUGUCAGGAUGAUACUACUAGCUAUCCAGCAUAUUCUGGUAUAUCCGGACCAGAGUCUGAGUGCGCGGGUGAACAAGAAGGCACUUUAUUUGUACCAGACCAACCGCCCGCACUACAACUACCGCGUCGCAUAUGUGGCAAACAAACACGCUGUCACAUCGCGAGACGCAGGCACACACAUAAUAAAAGCAGAAAGGAACGCGGGAACAUAG